Messenger RNA from Glarea lozoyensis ATCC 20868, 1611 nucleotides. RefSeq lists its product as uncharacterized. Gene Ontology annotation, molecular function: antiporter activity; xenobiotic transmembrane transporter activity. Bases 1 to 1611 code for a protein of 536 amino acids. NCBI's taxonomy places the organism in Eukaryota, Fungi, Ascomycota, Leotiomycetes, Helotiales, Helotiaceae. Gene Ontology annotation, biological process: xenobiotic detoxification by transmembrane export across the plasma membrane. Gene Ontology annotation, cellular component: membrane. The record is from RefSeq and is a predicted model, not a curated record. The transcript has 2 exons.
AUGGAUAACCCAAACGACUCCAAGUCAUGGCUGCCAAAGUUUCUUCAGGCCAAAUCCUCACCUACUUCUACCCCACCAAACGAGCGGGAACCCCUCAUUCCCAAACCGGCAAACAGUCAAUCAGUAUCCUCCUCAGCCACCGAAGGAGAAACAUACGAAGUUGAUGAAGAGACAUCAAAGACGAAACAAUGGCUAUCAGAAUUCCUUCUCUUGCUUCGAGGGUCACUUCCUGUGAUCCUCGCAUAUACCUUGCAGAACUCGCUACAAACAAUAUCAGUCUUGAUAGUGGGUAGAUUGAGUCCGGAGGCUCUUGCUACAGCUGCAUUUAGUUAUAUGUUCGCCAUGUCAACAGCUUGGUUGAUUGCGUUAGGAGGAUCCACCGCCCUCGAUACACUAGCAUCGUCGACGUUCACAGGAAGCAAAAACCCUCACGAUCUUGGGGUAUUGUUACAGCGAUCUUUCAUUGUUCUUACAGCUUUCUAUGUUCCAGUUGCGAUUUUGUGGGCGUGCUCCGCCCCAGUUUUUCGACUACUUGGCCAAGAAGAAUAUAUUUGUGUUGAUAGCGCCAAGUUCUUGACAGCUCUGAUCCCAGGUGGGCUGGGAUACGUAUACUUUGAAACCAUGAAGAAGUAUCUUCAAGCACAAGAGAUCAUGCGGCCCGGUACGUACGUACUUCUACUUACCUCGCCCCUCAGCGCCGGUCUCAACUACCUCUUUGUCUACACAUUCAAGCUCCAUCUCAUUGGUGCUCCUCUCGCGACAGGACUUUCUUACUGGAUCUCCUUUCUCUUGCUGGUCGCCUAUGCGCGCUUCGUUGCGGGGUCUCGAUGCUGGGGUGGUUGGUCCCGAGCGUGCCUCCAAAACAUGAGCACGUUUGCUAGGUUGGCCAUUCUCGGAGUCGUACACGUUGGUACCGAAUGGUGGGCUUUCGAGAUUGUUGCACUAGCUGCCGGCCGGUUAGGCACAAUCCCUCUCGCUGCUCAGAGCGUUAUCAUGACAACAGAUCAGGUCAUGAAUACCAUACCGUUCGGCAUUGGUGUUGCAGCUUCUGCCCGAGUCGGAAACCUUCUCGGUGCUAGAAACGCCAAAGGAGCAGCCAGAGCCGCAAAUGUUGCUGCGUGGUUAAGCAUGUUCAUGGGUCUGUUGGUGCUUAUUGUUCUCAUGGCAGUGAAAGACUUCUAUGCUAAAAUCUUCAAUGAUGAUGUCAAUGUUGUGCGACUUACAGCAGAGGUCAUGCCAUACGUCGCACUCUUCCAAAUUGCAGACGGUCUCAACGGCAGCUGUGGUGGAAGUCUGCGAGGAAUGGGAAGACAACAUAUUGGUGCCGCGGUCAAUCUUGUCAGUUACUACAUGGGAGCCCUUCCACUUGGAAUCUGGCUUGCGUUCCAUGGUUGGGGUCUUGCUGGUCUCUGGGUUGGACAAUGUAUCGCACUCUAUCUCGUCGGUGCUCUCGAAUGGAUCGUCGUUGCAUGGAGUGAUUGGGACCACCAAGUUGACAUGGCCUUCAAGCGAAUGGACUGCGCUGAACAAGUUGAAGCUGGUAUCGGAGAGUACCUGCCUGAGGGACAGACAAAUGGCGGCGUGGGAUCAACGGAGAGGCCAGCUGUUUGA